AUGUCCGACCUUACAGCGUCUUGCGAGGCCUCUGAACCACCUCCACGGCCACUCAGCUCGGAUGCAGAGGACGUGCGAUAUCACUACGAAAACGUCGAUGAGGCAGCCACCGGUCAGUCUGCUAGCCCAUCCCACACUAGACGUCGGCCAUCUCGCACCAGUUCGGGCUCCAAGAGUUCCCCGCUCUCGGGCUCCCCACCACGUGUAGACGAGUACGGUGAAAGCGACAGGAAAGCAAAGGCCCCCCGUAACACCUUGAAGAAGCUCCUCAGGCGCGACUCGCACCAAGCCGAUACCCCACCUACGCCACGAGGUGAACAGGAAGAUUUCGACCAAGACGAAAGUACUGUGGGUUACAUACCCCGGCUCCGUCAGAUAAAAGAGGGAAAGACAGGCAUGAACCCAGGACGCCGACGGUCCUCUACCGUCAGCUCCGGCAGGCCAAAAGCAAUUCGUCGUCGACAAACUGAGGAGAGUUCCGUAGGCCGGUCACGCGUACACCGCAAACACGCGUCUUUGCAACGGCAUGCUACAAGCCCUGCUAACUCGGACCCCUCUGUUCUCUCCAGCGCGACGCAACCAUCUAGCUCGAGCAGUAGCAACUCAACAGUAACGGAAAAGUCCUACGAGUACGGCCACUUCUCCCAGUACGAGCAGCCUAGUCCGGCACUCGCCAAGAUGAAUUCAGCCCAAUCCGAGGUUUUCAAAUACCUCCAGUCAGAAGAUCCAGCCGAGAGUAUUGCCGCUACCGAUCUCCAAGGGAUGCCUUCUUCAAGUGUUGUCUCAUCAUCAUCAUCUUCUUCUUCUUCUUCUUCGGGUGACACGCGCCUCGGCGACGGGGGAUCCUCUGUGGCGACAGACUCUACUUACUCGGCCGCCACCUCACCAGCCUCAGUACGGAGAUCCGGCUAUACGGAUUCAAACUUGUCUAACCAAGAGUUUCGUAAAUUCAAGAAGCCGCUUUAUGCUAGCAGCUUUGUCCACGGUCCUGGGGAUGAAGAAAACGAACAGCCACCAGACGAGAGUGAAGGAGAAGAAGAUGGUGGGUCAGAUGGUAAAAAAGCGCCAGGGAAAGAUGGUCAUGCGCGCAACAAGGUUGCCACUAAAGCCACAUCUCGACGGGCUCCGUCUGCAGCGUCUCGUCGGAGUGAUACGCAUUCCAGGCGUCUGAAAGAUCAAGAACGUGAGCUUGUUAAUCAUAUUUUGCAAGCUCCGCAGCCACAGAAGGACUUUCAGUUUGGCACGGGUCAACCUGCGCAUACGUAUCCACCAAUGCCCUUGUAUAGUUCUCAUGCCUACCCAGGCGCAUCCCCGGCCGUUACCAAUGCAUCACUACAUUCACCAUCGGGUUGGCCUCCGACACCCUCAUUGCCGGCCCCCUUGGCAAUCGGAUAUGCACCGCACCAGUCCCCAGAAGCUGCACAUGCGUAUCCAACACCCGUACAGGCACCAAUGGCACCCGAGGGUGUGGUCCAGCGUAUGCCCCCGCCCUUUUCUCCUCAUUCAGUGCAACCGCCACACUACCAGCAACAUGCCCCGGCAUCCAAUCAGACCAGGCCCACAGUCAUGGGUUACGAACUCUUAGCAAAUGAGCUCACUGCGUCGUCACGCGCCAAGGCUUCCUCACGAAAGGGCCUUGUACCAAUGUAUAGGAAGUUUGAACAUCUCAACCACCGCGUGUUACUGCACCUACAGGACGAGACCUGUGAACUUGAAGAAGAGCUCCGUCAGCUAGAUGAGUGCAUUGCCCAGAUAUCACCCAGGGAUGCCGAGGGAUAUGAAUAUCCUGCAUCUCGCCGGAGUGAUGCACGCUACGGCAGUGACAUGCACUUCAAGAGGACCGAGCUGCUGGGACGUAUCUUUCAAAAGCUAGAGCAAUACAACAAGGCUCUGUCUUCUUUUAGCAACAUGUCCAAGGAGCUCGAUCGCCCCACCACCAAGGACAUAAAAGCCUAUCGUGACUGGAUGGACGAGAAUGAGCCCCUCGAUUAUGCAGAGUCUCAGUUCAUUGAGCGAGACUCGGACCUAGUAGCCAUUCCGCGAAAAGCACCCAUCAAGACGGCACCAGUUGCCGAUCAAGACCAAUCGGCUGCGGUAUGGUUCCCACUAACUCUUGUGCUACCCCUCAUGGCGUUUGCGAUAGUACCAAGCCUCGUUGGACGUCUCCUCGUUCUCGUGGCUAUCGUUGGUGCAGAGCUCAAGUUGGUCAAAUCGACACCUGAGCUGAAGAGCUUCAUGUCCACUCAGGAGUGGAAUGCUGCCGCCUCCAUGUAAUUAUUUCGGGCUGAAUGUGCUCCUCGCCGUCGUUGUGCGCUGAUUCGACUGACUCGGCGGCGCGCUCUGCACCAUGCAAGUGGAUGGGUUCGGCGCAAUGAUCGCCAUCGUUUUCGGCGCACGGACCCAGACACUGCUCGUUCUGGAGUCUUGCACAUCCGCCAGGUUCGACCGAGAUCGCGACAAUUGUGGAGUCUUCCGUGCGCGUUUUGCAGCAAAUUUGUGUUUUCCACACAUGGCGUCAUCUGGCUCCCCCAUGGAGUGAAUGCGUUUUCAUAGUUUGUGUUUAUCCGGCACUCAGUCUCUUAUCCGGCACAUGGCGGAAUGAGCGAUGCUUGAAAGAGGCUACGUAUGGGUAGCGCUCGGAGCUAUUGAAGCCACCCAGCUUGGCGUUGGACGGGCUUUUAUUCAGCACCGGUGGUCGGAUGAAUGGUGGCUGAAGUGGACGGAGGUGCAGUCACCCGCGCAGUGGUUGCGCUACUGGAUAAUGCUCAUUCAAAAGGGCGGCGGCGGCGGCGGCUGAACCUCCAGAGGAAUGACGAGCAGAUUGAGUGAAGGUGCGGAAGGUGGCGUGAUUCUGACAGGUGUUACAGGUUCAGUAGGACAUGACUUGGCGACAUGAGUAGAGGGAGAAGGGUUUUGGCAAUUGUUCCGCGGCAGGCACUCAUGUGGCGCAGUGUAUGUUGUACCUAUGUAGGCCUAACGGCAGGAUAGUGUGGGCGGCGCUAGUGGGGUUAUCAGUUGGAUUGUGAUGGUCGUCGUGCACGACGGAUGUUCUUUGAUGAAACCGAAUGUACAUGUGCAUCAACCAAGAUGUGCAUCGGACCGACCGCAGAGGGACGGCUGAUCGUCGAC
Messenger RNA from Pyrenophora tritici-repentis Pt-1C-BFP, 3129 nucleotides. Lineage: Eukaryota; Fungi; Ascomycota; Dothideomycetes; Pleosporales; Pleosporaceae. The record is from RefSeq and is a predicted model, not a curated record.